This is a messenger RNA of Caenorhabditis elegans, 476 nucleotides long. It is a transcript of the gene asg-1, whose product is annotated as putative ATP synthase subunit g 1, mitochondrial. Lineage: Eukaryota; Metazoa; Nematoda; Chromadorea; Rhabditida; Rhabditidae. Gene Ontology annotation, molecular function: proton transmembrane transporter activity. The coding region runs from base 3 to 398 and encodes 131 amino acids. Gene Ontology annotation, biological process: proton transmembrane transport; proton motive force-driven ATP synthesis. Gene Ontology annotation, cellular component: mitochondrial membrane. The record is from RefSeq and is marked reviewed. The transcript has 2 exons.
CGAUGGCGACCCACAAGCUGAGCUUCUUCGAAAAGUUGGCCAACACCUUUGGAGCUCUUUACCGUCAUCAAGCUCAGCAGUUCCCACGCCGUCUCGCUAUUCUCAAGGCUGUUGGAAAGCACGAGCUGGCUCCACCCCGGUCUGCUGACAUCCCAGCUAUCAAGGCGGACUGGGCUAAGCUCCAGAAGUUUAUUGAGACCAAGCAAUAUGUCAACCUUAGUAUCAAGGAAAGUCUCGUCUACUCGGCAGUUGCCCUCGAGGUAGUCUUUUGGUUCUUUGUCGGAGAAAUGAUUGGACGUCGCUACAUUUUCGGGUACAUUGUUCCAGCCAAUUAUGUCUCGAAGGAUACAAAGGCUAAGGUUGCCGAAAAGAAGAGACUCGCUGCCCUCGAAGCUUAAUACAUCGAUAAGCAUAUUCAUUUGUGAAAAUAUGUGUUUUUUCUUCAACGUUUGUUAGAUAAAAGAAAUUAAGGCUUU